This is a messenger RNA of Emys orbicularis (European pond turtle), 2067 nucleotides long. It is a transcript of the gene CRAT, whose product is annotated as carnitine O-acetyltransferase. Bases 59 to 1951 code for a protein of 630 amino acids. Lineage: Eukaryota; Metazoa; Chordata; Testudines; Emydidae. Gene Ontology annotation, biological process: carnitine metabolic process, CoA-linked. Gene Ontology annotation, cellular component: peroxisome. Gene Ontology annotation, molecular function: carnitine O-acetyltransferase activity. The record is from RefSeq and is a predicted model, not a curated record. The transcript has 14 exons.
CUGCUGUGUUUACAGGACUUUGCUCACUCAGGACAGUGGCUGGUAGCCAGGGUGGUGCAUGCACGGGGCUAUGCUGGCCUUCAUAGCAAGGAGUAUGGCAAAGCCAUCUGGCUGGCUGAAGCCGGUGGCCUUGGGGAAGCUCACAGGCAGAUACUUAGCCCACCAGGAGGGACUGCCGCGUCUGCCGGUGCCGCCCCUUCAGCAGACCCUGGAUCGCUACCUGUUGGCUCUGCAGCCCAUCAUCAGCGAGGAGGAAUGGACCCACACCAAGGGGCUGGUGGAUGAGUUCCGGAAAUCAGGCGGCGUUGGGGAAAGGCUGCAGAAGGGCCUGGAGAGGAGAGCCAGGAAAACUGAGAACUGGCUCUCUGACUGGUGGCUGAAGACGGCUUACCUUGAAUACCGCCUGCCGGUUGUGGUUCACUCCAGCCCUGGCGUGGUUUUACCUAAACAGGAUUUUCUGGAUCAGCAAGGCCAGCUCAGGUUUGCUGCCAAGCUGAUCGAGGGCAUCCUGGAUUUCAAGACCAUGAUUGACAAUGAGAACCUGCCAGUGGAAUACCUGGGUGGGAAACCUCUUUGCAUGAACCAGUACUACCAGAUCCUCUCGUCCUGUCGCAUCCCAGGCCCGAAGCACGACUCCGUUGUGAACUACGCCAAAGGAAAAAAGCCACCCUCGCACAUCACUGUGGUUCACAACUUCCAGUUCUUUGAGCUGGAUGUUUACAGCAGCGAUGGGAGCCCCCUCACCACCGAUCAGAUCUUCAUCCAGCUGGAGAAGAUCUGGAACACCUCCCUCCAAACAAACAAGGAGCCAAUUGGGAUCCUCACCACCAACCACCGAAACAGCUGGGCCAAGGCCUACAGCCACCUCAUCAAAGACAAAACCAACAAGGAGUCAGUGCGUUCAAUCGAGAAGAGCAUUUUCACCGUCUGCCUGGAUUCACCCAUUCCUCGGGUGUCUGACGACAUCUACAAGAGCCGGGUGGCAGCUCAGAUGCUGCACGGUGGAGGCAGUCGCUGGAACAGUGGGAACCGAUGGUUUGACAAAACCCUUCAGUUUAUCGUUGCUGAGGACGGCUCCUGUGGCCUGGUGUAUGAGCACGCUCCCUCGGAGGGCCCGCCCAUCGUUGCCCUUCUGGAUCACAUCGUGGAGUACACGAAGAAACCACAGCUGGUGAGAUCACCCAUGAUUCCUCUGCCAAUGCCCAAGAAGCUGCGGUUUAACAUCACCCCAGAAAUCAAGAAUGACAUAGAGAAGGCGAAGCAGAACCUCAACAUAAUGGUGCAAGAUCUGGACAUCAAGGUGAUGGUCUUUCACCAUUUUGGGAAAAACUUCCCCAAGUUGGAGAAGAUAAGUCCAGAUGCGUUUAUUCAGAUGGCCCUGCAGCUGGCUUAUUAUAGGAUGUAUGGCCAGGUCUGUGCUACAUAUGAGAGUGCCUCACUGAGGAUGUUCCGCCUGGGUCGGACAGACACCAUCCGCUCUGCCUCCGUGGACUCUCUGAAGUUUGUGCAGGCAAUGGACAACCCUAGCAAGCAGAACCAGGAGAAGGUGGAACUGCUGAGGAGAGCUACGCAGGCACACAGAGCUUACACAGAUAUGGCAAUAAAGGGGAAUGCAAUAGACCGUCAUCUGCUAGGCAUGAAGCUUCAAGCCAUUGAGGAUCUAGUGAGCAUGCCGGAACUGUUCAUGGAUACAGCCUAUGCCGUUGCCAUGCACUUCAACCUCUCAACCAGCCAGGUCCCAGCAAAGACAGAUUGUGUGAUGUGCUUUGGUCCAGUGGUUCCAGAUGGCUAUGGAGUCUGCUAUAACCCCAUGGAUGACCACAUCAACUUUGCAAUGUCGGCGUACAACAGCUGUGCCGAAACCAAUGCAGCCCGCCUGGCACAUUACCUGGAGAAGGCGCUACUGGACAUGCGUCUCCUGCUCCAAUCCACUCCCAAAUCAAAAUUGUAAGAAAUGAACCUGCUUCACAGCUCCUAAGCUUUAGGAGCUGUCCCAUGUGCACAAGAAGCUCCCAGCUCUCCAAAAACUGGGCAACAGGAGAUGGGCUCAUGGCACACAUCUCUCUG